Amyelois transitella is the source of this 1416-nucleotide messenger RNA. It is a transcript of the gene CtsB, whose product is annotated as cathepsin B. NCBI's taxonomy places the organism in Eukaryota, Metazoa, Arthropoda, Insecta, Lepidoptera, Pyralidae. Gene Ontology annotation, cellular component: lysosome. Gene Ontology annotation, molecular function: cysteine-type endopeptidase activity. The record is from RefSeq and is a predicted model, not a curated record. Bases 91 to 1104 code for a protein of 337 amino acids. The transcript has a single exon. Gene Ontology annotation, biological process: regulation of catalytic activity.
CCGAGACGAGAUCGUCUGUCAGUCGACACGCCACGCUCGUGUCCGCUACUCGUAUAGUCUCUAUCAUACUCGUAUUAACACAGGAGCAAAAUGGCUCCUUAUCGCGCAACGUUCAUAUCGCUUCUUUGUGUUUUGUCGGUGUCGGCCGUCGAUUUACCCAACGCUCUCUCCGACGACUUCAUUGAUCAGAUUAACUCGAGACAAAACUUAUGGAAAGCCGGCCGCAACUUCCCGGUAAAUACGCCUACUAAACAUCUAAAGAAACUCGUGGGCGUACUUGCGGAUCCCCACUUUGAGAAACUACCCAACAAGAUACAUGAUGCCGACGUAAUAGCUUCGCUUCCCGAGAACUUCGACCCGAGAGAUAAGUGGCCAAACUGUCCUACUUUGAACGAAAUAAGAGACCAGGGCUCUUGCGGAAGCUGCUGGGCCUUCGGCGCGGUAGAGGCAAUGACCGAUCGCGUUUGCACAUACUCAAACGGCACACAACAUUUCCAUUACUCCGCUGAGGAUCUUCUAAGUUGCUGCCCGAUCUGUGGUCUCGGCUGCAACGGUGGCAUGCCAACUCUCGCAUGGGAAUAUUGGAAACAUUUCGGUUUAGUAUCAGGAGGUAGCUACAAUUCGACUCAAGGUUGCAAACCAUACGAAAUUCCACCGUGCGAACAUCACGUACCUGGCAAUCGUAUGCCAUGCAGUGGUGACACCAAAACGCCGAAAUGUUUACGGACUUGCGAAGCUAGUUACAAUGUUCAGUACAAAAAGGACAAACAUUACGGUAAACACGUUUUCUCAGUGAGAGGCGGAGAAGAUCAUAUCAGAGCUGAAUUGUUUACGAAUGGUCCUGUCGAAGGUGCGUUUACGGUUUACUCAGAUCUGUUGCUGUACAAGAGUGGUGUUUACAAGCACGUACAAGGAGACGCUCUAGGAGGACACGCUAUCAAGAUACUUGGCUGGGGAGAAGAAAACGGAGUCAAAUAUUGGUUAAUAGCAAACUCCUGGAACUCUGACUGGGGUGAUAAUGGAUUCUUCAAGAUACUCCGAGGUGAAGAUCACUGCGGUAUCGAAAGUUCUAUAGUAGCCGGGGAACCAUUAUUAUCUAAUUAAUGGACAUCACAAUAUGUAUGUACAUACAUAAUAGUUGUUAUCAGGUUUUGGCUCAGUUUAAUUAAUGUAUUUACUUUCAUGCCAAAUAAGCUAACAUUAAUUAGUUAUGUUAAUGUACUGUUUAAGUAACAAUAAAUUGAUAGUUAAUAAGUAUAUUGUUUUCUUUCUUUACUAUGGAUAUUCAUUUGUUACUAUGCAAAUAUCUCUGAAUUGUCGACAACAACGCUCUCAAUAACAAUAAAAUAUGUCUAUUUUAGGUCAUCCGCAAUAUAAUGUUUAAUAAAUGAUGUCGAGUUCACCCCUGUCCAACUA